Molecule: messenger RNA, 394 nt
Organism: Cricetulus griseus (Chinese hamster)
Lineage: Eukaryota; Metazoa; Chordata; Mammalia; Rodentia; Cricetidae
Source: RefSeq, a predicted model, not a curated record
AUGGAGGCAGAGGUUGAUAAGCUGGAGCUGAUGUUCCAGAAAGCUGAUUCUGAUUUGGAUUACAUUCAAUAUAGGCUAGAAUAUGAAAUCAAGACUAAUAAACCAGAUUCAUCAGGAGAGAAAAAUGAAGUUGCACUUUUAAAGGAAUUAUCAGCAAUAAAGUAUCGAUAUGAAGCUUUGUGUGCAUGCUUUAAGCCACUUUCUAUUGAGCAAAAAGAGAACAACAGCUGCAGUUGUGCUACUCUGAGCAAGACAAUGACCAUGAUUCAAGAACUACAAAAACAGACAGGCCUGGAGCUAAUUCUACUGACUGAAGAAGAGAAAGCGGUGACAGAGCAGUUAAAAUCUCACAUGCCGGACUUAUAAAGACAUGGAAUUUUAAAAGGGAACUCUA